AUUGUUAUAUAUGGGCAACAAAGAAAAACUGAAGAACAACUAAGAAGGACAGAGGAGCGAGAAAAAGGCAAGCAAGUGAGGGAGAACGAUAAGCAACCGAUGAGAACAGCAGAGCAACUGAGAGUGAAAGAUGAGCAGCUUAAACUAAACGAGAAGCAACUGCGAGAAAAAGGCAAGCUAGUGAUGGAGAAAGAUAAGCAAUUGAGGGAGAAAGAUGAGCAACUGAGGAGAAAAGAAGGGCAACUGAGAGAGAAAGAUGGGCAACUUAAAGUGAAGGAGGGAGAGUUGAAAGAUUUAAGGGAUCAACUACAAGACUUCGUUGUUGUCCAAAACAAGCUUUCCGCAGCUAAAAAACAGUUAACUAAAUAUGAAAGUCAGUCUGGCUCACCUGACUGGGUCCUUUGCCGAGAUGAAGUUCAUUCUAAUUGGGAUGAGUUUCUGGGGGAGGGGUCGUUUGGAAAAGUUUUCAAAGGCAAAUACUGUGGCUGUGUGGUAGCUAUAAAAAAGCUUCACUUUUCGACUCUUACUGAAAAACAGCGCGAUGGGUUUGAACGGGAAAUGAAGAUAGCCUCAAGAUGCCGUCAUCCAUGUUUGUUGCAAUUCAUUGGGGCCACCCAAGACGAAAGUCCCUUGUUUGUUACAGAACUCAUGGAGACAAGUUUACAAAAGUUGUUAAAAAAGCGGAAGCAAGAGAAGCAACAUCUCACCGAAACAGAAAUUAUCGUUAUAUGUUUGGAUGUUGCCAGAGCCCUAAACUACCUUCACCGACGACAACCUCCAAUUGUACAUCGUGAUGUGAGUAGUGCUAAUGUGUUGCUGUGGAAACAGAAUAACCAGUGGAGAGGCAAACUGGGAGAUUAUGGAACUGCUAAAUUUCUUCAGGAUACCAUGACAGCUCAUCCCGGAACUCAGAUUUAUGAGGCGCCUGAAAUUCGUUAUCCUUCGGGGCAAACAGUGGCGGUGAGUCUGUUCUAUGGAAUUUAAUUGUAAAGUAAAGGGUAAUGACUUUCCUUUAAAAAAAAACACAGUAUAGUUUGAACAAUUGUCUGAACAUGAACAACGCUAACUACCGGUAUCUUUUGCAGCUUCUCCGUUAGUUAUUUAAGCUAUAUACAACUAAGAAUUACGUCACUGCUUUUAAUAAACGCUUGCAUGGAGGUGAGCUCCCAAAAUGAUCAAACCGUAAUUCCUCUAUUAAGCCUUUUGGGGGCUUAUUUAUUUCAAGCACGUUUGAGUGGGUGCGCUUAAUAGAAAGGGGAGGGGGGGGGGGCUUAUUUUAUGUAGCGAAGAUGAUGGUAUGAACUCUCCAUAAAGGAGUAGAACGCAAAGUAGAAAAGCUCAGGCAAAUGAAGUUGGACGUCUUGCAGGGGAAGACUACAGAGGAACCUCUACUUGGUCCCGUGGGUGUCGCCUGAAUAGAGGUUCCACUGUAAAAACAAAUCCGAACUUCCAGAAGGUGAAUAAACCAUACCGGAUAAGUCCACAUGAAGUGUUACAAUGGUAAUCAAUUAAUACAGUCUACCAUCUAAGAAUAUUGGGAGGGAAGGGGAGGGGAGGGGGGGGGGGCUUAAUAACUUUCUUCUCCCAAAAAGGAGGCUCAUUAGAGUGGGGCUUCAUAGAGGAUUCACGGUACAUGUAUGUACCGCUUCUAAGGACAUCUCUAUUUGUUCCAAUCAUUUUUCUGUAAAAUUAUAUUGAUAGACUGGUAAUCCGUUAAUGUGGUUAUCUUAGAAAACCGCAGAAAAUGAAACCUGGCAGUAUCUAGACAUUGACUGAAAUUUAGCAGCUUUUGCCUCCAUCACAGAGGCUUUAGGAAAGUUAAACUUCACUGCAACUGUUCUUAGUGGAGUAUUUGCAGCCAGCGUCGCAUACGUAAUUUCCUUGGUCGGUAACGUUUUACGGAGCCGAGCCGAUAUCCUUGUUCUGGGCUCCCAGCGGACUCAACCAAUUACCGGAAGUGCGUUUCGAAUUUCCUUUCAAUAUGGUUGGCAAAUCGAUAGUGGCAUUUUCAACAGGUUAAUCAUGUCGCGUACUCAAAUCCAGGUACACAGGUGGGGGCCCAGAACAAGGAUUUUGGCGUUGUUUCACAGGCGGACUUGACAAAAGUUUAGUUUCGUCUGUGCUAAUUAUUGGCUGUUUGCAGUUUCCUGGGAGAAGUAUAUUUUGAGGCUGUCGGCUUAGCUACAUUGUCAGGCUUCUACCCACAACAGAGAUAGUGAAAAUGUGAAUUAACGUUUCAUUUUCUAUUGUAGCGUAACAGGAACACAGGAAGAAAAUUUCUGCCUUGGUAAAAACGUGAUCAUCCAGGGUGAAGAUAUACUUUAAUUCAAGUAUUUUGUUUUGUUGGUUUAGAUUGAUGUUUUCAGUUUUGGAGUCCUCUUCUGUGAAAUGUGUACCGGGGAACCACCAGAACCUGAAAAUCGCGAGGAUAUAGUGAGACAGUUAACUAACAAGAACUUUGGAGAGCUGAUACUGUGGUGUAUUGAACAUGAUGCAAAAAUGAGACCCAGCAUGGGAGAUAUCAUUGAGAACCUGGAGCAGUUAAAUCAUACGUCUUAA
Messenger RNA from Porites lobata, 2559 nucleotides. The record is from the annotation of a GenBank genome assembly. Lineage: Eukaryota; Metazoa; Cnidaria; Anthozoa; Scleractinia; Poritidae.